AUGGCUCGGCAAUUCCGCCUCGGCGACCGGGUGACAGUCGCUCAAACACAGCUAUGCGGCACUGUGAAGUUCAUCGGCACCACAGAGUUUGCAGCUGGCGAGUGGAUGGGCAUUGAACUGGACGAAAAGCAGGGCAAGAACAAUGGUAGUGUCAAGGGCAAGACCUACUUCGACUGCAAGCCAGAACAUGGCCUCUUUGUCAGGCCAACGGCAGUCACCAAGAUCUCGCAACCGGUGCCGGAGAUCAGUUUGCAGACGCCUCAGGCACCAGAGCCUCCUCCCCAAAAAGAUCCACAGCCGCCGGCAGCAUCCGUCCCAAAGGCGCCUGUCCAGCCGGCCUUGUUAGCAAUUCCGCAGUCUGGUGCCACCCCGCCUCCAAGACGCAUCAGCAAAAUGGAGGAAGGAGACAAGACGCGGGAAGUGGAGAAGGCCAGCGUCCAGCUCGAGCUAGCGCAGGCGAUGGAAGACCAUGACGUGGACGCUAUUCGAUCCCUCAUUCCAAGAGCUGCCAACUUGUGCCUUGCUCCGGAGGAGAUUUCCGCAGCCAGGCGAAUCCUCAGUUGGGAGGUGAAGCAGAACAUGCGGGAAGAGGUCGACGCUGUAUGCAACUCCGUCUUGCAGCUGAAGGAGUCCAUCGGCAACUUCAUGGAAGAGGUACAGGCGACGAAGAGGCCGAAGACCGACAGCGGUGCGGUAAUCAGCCGACUCGGUGUGGAAUUGGAGAAGAGAGUGUGGCAAAAGCUAGAAAGCAAGAUUGAUGGCAUCGUUGAGAAGGCGCUUGCGAAGCUUCCGGAGCCACCUCGGCCAUUGGAGCUUUCUCUGGAGGCCUUCUGCUUCGAGCACUUUGACCUCAACGGUGAUGGGAUCAUCACCCGAGAUGAAUUCGAAGAGGCUCGGCAGAAGAUUUUGGCGCAAGGUGGCAAGACACCGGCACCAGCAAUUGCCAGAAUUUCCGACAAGAUCACAGAAAAGGACCGCAGGCUAACCACCCCCCGUGAGAAAGUGCCCUGGGAGUUCAUGCGGAACCUGUACACUCUCGCAGCCCAGCGCUUGGAAGUGAUGGAAGAAGGCCCGGUCCGAGACCCAAACUCCGAGAUCUUCGAGGCCAGCCGUUUCGUGGUGCAACAUGUGCUUCGGAAAGGUAUCCAACGAGCGCAGCUCAUGGGAGCCGGGCCCUUCGUGCCGGAUGCCUUGGCCGAGGCGCAGCAAGACAUCGCCGCCAUCCGAGCCUCGAAGAG
This is a messenger RNA of Symbiodinium necroappetens, 1238 nucleotides long. The record is from the annotation of a GenBank genome assembly. Lineage: Eukaryota; Dinophyceae; Suessiales; Symbiodiniaceae.